Messenger RNA from Neohortaea acidophila, 1125 nucleotides. RefSeq lists its product as uncharacterized. Bases 1 to 1125 code for a protein of 374 amino acids. The transcript has 2 exons. The record is from RefSeq and is a predicted model, not a curated record. NCBI's taxonomy places the organism in Eukaryota, Fungi, Ascomycota, Dothideomycetes, Mycosphaerellales, Teratosphaeriaceae. Gene Ontology annotation, molecular function: dioxygenase activity.
AUGCCGACCCCCACUGCCCCGUCGAUUCCCCUUCUAGAUCUCUCCUGGGCCUCUUCUCCAUCGCAAAGACCCACUCUCCUCAAACAACUUCAUGCAGCACUGUUCGACGUUGGCUUCCUCUACAUCAAAAAUCAUGGCGUCCCGCAAACCACCAUCGACAACCUAACCAAUCUUCUGCCAUCUCUCUUCGACCUGCCCAAAGAGAAACGGGCCGCGUUGAGUAAAACCCACAGUCCUCACUUCGUAGGCUACAACGGCUUCGCGGAAGAAAUCACGCUGGGAAAGCAAGACUUGCGUGAACAAUUCGACUUCGCCACUGAAUUGCCGGUCACACACGAUCGAGACUUCACCAAGCUGUACUGGAGACUCCGCGGACCCAAUCAGUGGCCGAGCGAGCUAGAUCUGCCCGGGUUUCGAAAGGCCUUCACCGAAUACCACGAUGCUGUCCAAGAGCUGUCCUACAACUUUGUACAUCUGAUUGAAGAGGCUUUUGGCAUUCCCAUCGGUACAUUUGACCACUUCUUUGGCCGCGCGGCGCCAGUCACGACCCAGGCGAAUGGCUCCUCGGAGUCGAGAACGUUCCUGCCGCCUCAACAUCGGAUCAAAUUACUGAAGUAUCCCCCAUCGGAGCUUAAUGCUGUCGGCCAAGGCGUAGGAGCGCACAAGGACUCGUCAGGCUGGCUGACGUUCUUGUACCAAGUGUCUAACGAACCUGGCCUGGAGGUCUUGUCGGCAGACGACGAAUGGAUUCCUGCCACGCCCAUAGAUGGAACGUUCGUGGUCAACUUUGGAAAUCCUUUUGAAGCUGCUACUGAAGGCGCCGUGAAAGCCACUACACAUCGAGUCAUUGCUCCCGGCCCGGCCUCCAACACCCGCUACUCCAUCCCCUUUUUCCAGGGCGUGCCGUUAGACAUGACUGUCAGUGAGAUUCGCUCCUACAUUCCCGAACACGUUCGACGAUUGCGAAAGGAAGCCGGCGGCGAGCAGACUGUGAGUAGCUUUCUGGAUCCUCGAUGGGAUUCACUCGGCGAGAGCCAGUUGAGGAAGUGGGUCCGAAGUCAUCCAGACGUUGGCUUGAAAUUCUAUGGAAAGGAAGUGGUCGACUACUACACGGCUACUCAUUAA